Geosmithia morbida is the source of this 999-nucleotide messenger RNA. RefSeq lists its product as uncharacterized. The transcript is spliced from 2 exons. The coding region runs from base 1 to 999 and encodes 332 amino acids. The record is from RefSeq and is a predicted model, not a curated record. Lineage: Eukaryota; Fungi; Ascomycota; Sordariomycetes; Hypocreales; Bionectriaceae.
AUGGCAAAGAGCAGACACCUCCGGAGGCGGCCAUCUACGCCGAAUCUAGGCCACCUCCACCGUCAAAGCUUCUUCACCGCCGAUCCGGCGUCACCACCCGAAACUCCCUCGGCGUCACCACCAUUCUCUCGCAAAUACAGUUUACGACCUAGACGUCAGCCCGCGCCGUCUUGGGACGACCUCUCCCCGCCAGUCGCCAAUGAUCCCAGCAUCAAGCCCGUCGGAAACGGCCAUCAGUUCAGCUACCAGCCCACCUUUGGACCCGAGCAGCUCAGUCCGCGGUCACAAUCUUCAUCAUCCGCCAUUGCCGCCGACCAGAACGACAACGUACCCGAUACCCAGCUGAAACGAGAGCAGCGAGAGCAUCGUGAGGAUGACGAAAGUGAUCAGACAGAUGAUCCAAUCCUAGAACCACAAGCGGCUUCGUCCGAGGCUGAUGAUGAAGAUGAAGGAGACGAAGAUGAAGACGACGGCCUCGACGUGAUAGGCGGCGACAAAGACACUGCCGCCGCUCCAGAUGCCCCCUUAGAUGCACAUGCCGCUGCCUGGUCGGAAUACCUGAUUGAGGAGAUUGAUUCGGCUGAGGGUAGCGUGAAUCUGUUGGAGGUUCUGUACCCUUAUGAGAUUGAAGUGGCACCGACCCGUCCCCACUCAUGGCACAAGGGCCUGGACAGAACCAUGAUGCGCGAUAUGAGGAAUCUCAACUGCAGCAACGAGGAAGCGUCUGAGGAUGAGGAGGAUGUCAACAGCGACGAAGACGACGAUAGCAGUAGCAGUAGCGACCCUGAAGAUGAGGACAAAGUCGACGAGGAGGAAGACGAGGACGAUGACGAAGUCGACGUCGACAUGGAACUCUUCUACCAGCGCCAACAGGAGCUUCGCCGCGUCCGCCGCGUGAGCAUGUCGAGCAGCGUAGGGAAGCGCACGCACAGCGAGCUCAGCGACGACGAGGACGACUUUGGACCGUUAGACGUCAACGAUUUCAAGAUACCUCGAUGA